AUGGCAGGGGAUAUGCUGCCCAACUCCACCGAGCGGGCCAUCACCAUCGCUGGCAUGCCGCAGUCUGUCACCGAGUGUGUCAAGCAGAUCUGCCUGGUCAUGCUGGAGACGCUCUCCCAGUCUCCACAAGGGAGAGUCAUGAUCAUUCCGUACCAGCCCAUGCCAGCCAGCUCCCCAGUCAUCUGCGCGGGCGGCCAAGAUCGGUGCAGCGACGCUGCGGGCUACCCCCAUGCCACCCAUGACCUGGAGGGACCACCUCUACAUGCCUACUCGAUUCAAGGACAACACACCAUUUCUCCGGUCGAUCUGGCCAAGCUGAACCACGUGGCAAGACAACAGUCUCACUCUGCCAUGAUGCACGGCGGGACCGGAUUCACCGGAAUUGACUCCAUCUCUCCAGAGGUGAAAGGCUAUUGGGCAAGUUUGGAUGCAUCUACUCAAACCACCCAUGAACUCACCAUUCCAAAUAACUUAAUUGGCUGCAUAAUAGGGCGCCAAGGCACCAACAUUAAUGAGAUCCGCCAGAUGUCCGGGGCCGAGAUUAAAAUUGCCAACCCAGUGGAAGGCUCCUCUGCUAGGCAGGUUACUAUCACUGGCUCUGCUGCCAGUAUUAGUCUGGCCCAGUAUCUAAUCAAUGCCAGGCUUUCCUCUGAAAAGGGCAUGGGGUGCAGCUAGAACAGUGUAGGUUCCCUCAAUAACCCCUUUCUGCUGUUUUCCCAUGAUCCAACUGUGUAAUUUCUGGUCAGUGACUACAGGUUUUAAAUAAUUUGUAAGUGUUCAGUUUCCACACAACUUUAUCAUCCGCUAAGAGUUUAAAAAUCACAUUCUCUGUUCAGCUGUUAAUGACGGGAUCCAUAUUUAAUUUUAUAAGCUUUUCCCUGUUUUUAGUUUUGUUUUGGGUUUUUUGGCUCAUGAAAUUUAUUUCUCUUUGUCGAUAAGAA
Molecule: messenger RNA, 941 nt
Organism: Piliocolobus tephrosceles (Ugandan red Colobus)
Lineage: Eukaryota; Metazoa; Chordata; Mammalia; Primates; Cercopithecidae
Product: poly(rC)-binding protein 1-like
Exons: 1
Coding region: 1-675 (224 amino acids)
Molecular function (GO): RNA binding
Source: RefSeq, a predicted model, not a curated record